UCACGACGAUAAUUAUCUAAAAUUCACAUUUAACCAAGUGUUUAUAUAAACUAUAAUAAGUAUUAAUAUCACUUCAUUUGUAAAUUACAUACAAUUUAAGUCUCAAUAAAGUUCGAAUAACAGUCAGACUAUAAAAUGGCAAAAUUUAAAUUAAAGAAACCAUCUAAGCGUCAGCCAGCGCGUCUUCGUUACAAAAUAGAGAAAAAGGUUAAAGACCACAACCGAAAAUUAAAAAAGGAGGCAAAGAAGAAUCCAAAAUCUAAAAAAGCUAAGCCGAUUCAGAUUCCAAAUGAGUGUCCGUUCAAAGAAGAUAUUUUAAAGGAGGUGGAAGCUGUAAAGAAGCACAAGGAAGAAGAAAGACAGAAGAGAAGGGAAAUAGCUAAACUUGAGAAACAGAAGAAACUAGAAGAGAAGAAAGGAAACAAUGUGGAUAUGGGUACACUCGUAGCUAAUGCUCAGGCCAGAGGGAAAGUCCAUGAAGCGUUCAAAGGAAAUGAAAUUGAAACUGAUGAUGGUAUGGGUAAGGACAGACAGCAAGAGAACUCAUUGAAGACUUACUAUAGAGAGUUUAAGAAGGUCAUAACUGAAGCUGAGGUCAUUUUAGAAGUGGUGGAUGCGAGAGAUCCUCUUGGUACCCGUUGUACUCAAGUAGAAGAAGCUGUGCGAGAAUCUGGAAAGCGCCUAGUCCUAGUAUUAAAUAAAGCAGACUUAGUGCCAAGGGAAAACCUAACAGCUUGGUUGAAGUAUUUACGGAGAACAGCACCCGCAGUACCAUUUAAGGCGUCCACUCAGGACCAGCAACAUAACCUUGGUAGAAAGAAGAUGAAGCAUAUUGUAAAAGAGAAGGAGAUGAAAGGAUCAGCCUGUGUUGGUGCAGAAUUACUAAUGAGCCUACUCGGCAACUACUGUAGGAACAAGGGUAUCAAGACAUCUAUAACAGUUGGUGUGGUUGGCCUCCCUAAUGUUGGCAAGAGUUCCAUUAUCAACAGCUUGAAUAGAUCCCGCGCGUGUAAUGUUGGUAGUACUCCUGGAGUUACGAAACAAAUGCAAACCGUACAGUUAGACUCAAAGAUCAAGAUCCUCGACAGUCCAGGAAUAGUAUUCCACUCAGGGUCGGAAAGCGAUGCAACAGUAGCUCUAAAGAAUGCUAUUCGAGUGGGAGCGUUGAAGGAUCCCAUAACACCUGCUAAUGCGAUCUUACAGAGAGCUAAUAAGCACACGCUAGUGGCACUGUAUUGUAUACCGGAGUUUAGUACACCGCAAGAAUUCUACGCAAGUUUAGCAUCUCGAAUGGGUCGGUAUAAGAAGGGUGGUGUGCCCGACCAAGAUGCCGCUGCAAGAAUAUUGCUCAAUGAUUGGAAUACUGGAAAGGUCCGCUAUUUCACGGAGCCUCCAGAGACGCCGGUUUCCGAAGUGCAUGUAGAUGCUAAAAUAGUGACGUCAAUGGCGCAGGAAUUCGACAUUAAUUCCUUUGAAGCGAUGGAAACUGAGGCGAUCAAUGCACUGAAUUGUCAACCUAAUGAAGAUGCUAUUAAAAUAUCCAGCACAGGUCCAGUAACAGCCAUGGAUGAAAUGCAAAUCGAUGAAAAAGAAGGCUUAUUAUCAAAAACAGUCAAUAUUCGACCAAAACUGGAUAAAACUGGCAGGAACGCAGUUAAAGCGAAAAACGACCCUGAAAUGCAAAUAGAAGGCAACACUAAACAAAAUAAACUAAGGAAAAUGCAGUUUAAAAAGGACAAAAAGAAAAGAGCUAAAAAUGAAAAGAAAGCGGUACAAUUGGCUGAUGUUUUAGAAACUGUUACUUUGACUAAUUCAGUUAAGAAAGAUGACUACAGUUUUAAGGAGGAUUUCUCAUUGUAGUUCGGCAUAUUGUGUGCUAAGUUGAAAUAUAUUGUAUAUUUCUAUAUUGAA
Messenger RNA from Colias croceus (clouded yellow), 1911 nucleotides. RefSeq names its product guanine nucleotide-binding protein-like 3 homolog (gene Ns1). Gene Ontology annotation, molecular function: GTP binding. The record is from RefSeq and is a predicted model, not a curated record. The transcript has 9 exons. Gene Ontology annotation, cellular component: nucleolus. The coding region runs from base 136 to 1860 and encodes 574 amino acids. NCBI's taxonomy places the organism in Eukaryota, Metazoa, Arthropoda, Insecta, Lepidoptera, Pieridae.